CCACAGUCCAUAGAACAAUACCAGACGUGACCACAGUUCACAGUUCUCAACUAAAAUACAGUAAAUACAGUAAAAUAGUUCUUAAUUCUAUACAUUAUAAUGGCAAGCGAUGAAACACCUUUGGCAAAAGCGAUAGCGAACUACAGACCUCCUCCAAUAACUAAAGACACUGCAAUCAAUUACUACGCCCCGGCAUUUGGCACAGUAAACUAUGCGUUUUUAUCCAUCAAUGUGAUGAACCCCGGUAUUUUUCAAAGAGUUCUACCGAAACCAGACCUCACAAAUAUAUUUUUAUUCAACUCUUGCCUUGGGUCGUUUCUAUUUAUUGCCGGACGCCCACAUCUCAGUGAAGCGCCUCUCAAACUACGCGUAGCAUACAGCGUGUAUGGAUCAAUUUUGUUCAACAUGGGAUCAGUAUUGUCAUGGGCCAUUUUACGUAGUCUAUUGCCGAAUAACUCUGGUUUAACCACUGUUACUGGUCUAAUUUCAGGAUUAGCGUUGACUGGUUGUGGUGUUGCAUACUUGAGUUACAAUGACAAAGCCGUUAAAGCGAAUAAAAAGUAGACAUUUGUUUUUAUGGUGAUUACUUAGUUUAAUUAAAUUCCUAAGUUCUGUAGAAAUUUAAUUCCAAUUUCAUAGAGGGCUGAUUUUUU
Messenger RNA from Diuraphis noxia (Russian wheat aphid), 653 nucleotides. RefSeq lists its product as uncharacterized. Lineage: Eukaryota; Metazoa; Arthropoda; Insecta; Hemiptera; Aphididae. The record is from RefSeq and is a predicted model, not a curated record.